UCCAUCAUCCGACGACUCGACUCUUUCCGCAAAACCCAACAGUUCUAGAACUCCUCCUUCCCUAGCCACCAUCGCCGCAGAUCGAGCCCCAAAACCCUAGCUCCCCCUCUCCGUCUCCGUCGCCGGCCACACCCUUCAACCCCCUUCCCUCCGGCUACCUGCGCCAGGGGGACGCACGAAGCCAUGGACAGCGCCCUCGCGAGCGCGGCGGCGAUCGCCGACCAGCGCCAGAAGAUCGAGCAGUACCGCCACAUCCUCGCCUCCGUCCUCUCGUCUUCUCCGCCGGACAUCGCCCAGGCCAAGCGCUUCCUCGACCACAUGGUGUCGGAUGAGGUGCCGCUCGUGGUGUCGCGGCAGCUGCUGCAGACGUUUGCGCAGGACCUUGGGAAGCUGGAGUCCGACGCGCAGAAGGAGGUCGCCCACUACGCGCUCACGCAGAUCCAACCGCGCGUGGUCUCCUUCGAGGAGCAGGUUGUAGUGAUUAGAGAGAAGCUUGCAGAACUAUAUGAGUCUGAACAGCAGUGGUCAAAAGCAGCGCAAAUGCUUAGUGGGAUUGACUUGGACUCAGGGAUAAGGAUGCUUGAUGACACCAACAAAUUAUCCAAGUGUGUCCAGAUUGCGCGACUCUAUUUAGAGGAUGAUGAUGCAGUGAAUGCUGAGGCUUUUAUCAACAAGGCUUCAUUUUUGGUCACCAACAGUCAGCAGGAAGUUCUAAACUUACAGUACAAGGUCUGCUAUGCAAGGAUUUUGGAUCUGAAAAGAAGAUUCUUGGAAGCUGCGCUUCGAUAUUAUGAUAUCUCUCAGAUUGAACAGCGCAAGAUUGGAGACGAAGAGAUUGAUGAAAAUGCUCUAGAGCAAGCUCUUAGUGCUGCUGUAACGUGCACAAUAUUGGCUGGUGCUGGUCCACAACGCUCCCGUGUUCUUGCUACGCUGUACAAGGAUGAAAGAUGCUCAAAGCUGAAGAUAUACCCAAUACUGCAGAAGGUUUAUCUUGAAAGGAUUUUGAGGAAACCAGAAAUCGAUGCGUUUGCAGAGGAGCUGAGGCCACAUCAAAAAGCUUUAUUGCCAGAUAAGUCCACUGUGCUUGACCGGGCAAUGAUUGAGCAUAAUCUCCUUAGUGCCAGUAAACUUUACACAAAUAUCAGCUUUGAUGAGCUUGGGACAUUAUUGGGCAUUGAUCCAAGGAAGGCUGAGAAGAUAGCAUCUCGGAUGAUUUAUGAGGAUAGAAUGCGGGGUUCAAUUGAUCAGGUUGAAGCUGUGAUACAUUUUGAUGAUGACACCGAAGAGCUACAACAAUGGGACCAGCAGAUUUCUGGGCUGUGCCAAGCCCUGAACGACAUCCUUGACAGCAUGUCAAGCAAGGGAAUAGCUAUUCCGGUGUGAGUCAAGUCUACUCGUCCUGGCGGUGGAUGUCCGAGCUGCUUUCACGCCUCCAGAAUUGACAUUUUGUACAGUUUGCUGCUGCAAAUGCUUGUCAUGUGCCUUUGGAACCAAUCGUUACCAUACAAUCGUCUGGUGCAAAAGCUGGGGUACAAUGCUUGUUCAAGUUCCAUGGUCUGGGUAUUCAGUAGGUUACGGAGGCAGAACGUGAACACUAUACGGGCAUACGGCUCUGGAGGAUACUGCAUCGUUCAACCGUACCUUGCGGUUACUCGUCAGUUGUUUCGCGUACGGUGCGAUGCCUGGUAGAAUUACGGCACAGGAGCCUUGGAAAUGAGAGAGAUUUAUGCUCAAGUAGCAUAUCAUUA
Panicum hallii is the source of this 1748-nucleotide messenger RNA. RefSeq names its product COP9 signalosome complex subunit 4. Bases 184 to 1383 code for a protein of 399 amino acids. The record is from RefSeq and is a predicted model, not a curated record. NCBI's taxonomy places the organism in Eukaryota, Viridiplantae, Streptophyta, Magnoliopsida, Poales, Poaceae. The transcript is spliced from 14 exons. Gene Ontology annotation, cellular component: cytosol; COP9 signalosome.